CCCCCCCCAGUCCAUUCCUAGAGUGCUCACAUCUGACUGGAGACUGAGAUUCCUGCUCACCCCUCCCCAUCCCUCGAGAAGCCGCCGACGGACGGGGCGGAACCGUGGGUGUCCCUGGAACCCCAAGGUGCCAAUUAAGUGCUAGUGGCCCUUCUGGGGUCAGAGCUUCGGCGGGAUGGCAGAGUCAGGCCCGGAGCCGGGGCACGCAUGGCGACUGCUGGCCCUGUGCGGGGCUGCGGUGUUCCUGGCGGCGGCUGCCGCUGGAGGGGCGCUGGUGGCCUGGAAUCUGGCGGCCUCGACGGCCCGGGGUCCCCGUUGCCCAGAAUCUGAGCAGAUGAACGCCACGGUGCGGCCCCCAGACUCCGCACUCGAGAUCGAGGAACUGCGGCGGCGGCUGGCAGAGGCUGAGCAAGCCCAGGAGAACCUGGUCUGGCGGCUGCAGCGCGCAGAGGGCGACAGGAGAGAGUUGGAGGCUGCGCUCAAGGACUGUAAAGACAGCCAGAGUCGGCUUCAGACCCAACUGAAGGCCCUGAAGAUUGAGAUGGACCAGGCCAAAGUUCGAGGCACGCAGAUGGGGCUGGAGAACGGAAUGCUGACAGAAGCCUUGGUGCGCUGGGAGGCGACAGCCACUGAGUCCAAGCAACAGCUGGAAGAGGCGCUGCAGCGCGCAGGCACAGCAGAGGCAGACAGCGAGGCUUGUGUUAGCCGCGAGGUGGCGCUGAGGAAGCACAUUUACGCCCUGGAAGCUGAGCUCAGCACCCUGCGGAAAGAGUCACGCCCCCGACCCCGCUCGGGAUCUAGGACCAAGCCCAGCAUCCGCUACCGCCCGAGGUCUGGAUCCACUAAGGGAUGCAGGAGGCCACCUGGAGAUCCUCAGUAGGAUCCUCAUGGAAGUCUGGGGCCAAGACAGUCAGAUGUGUGAGAGGCGUGGCUCACAACGUCCAGGAGCAACUUUGGCUAGGUGGCAGCACACAGAUUCAACCGACCUCCCCAAGAACACCCAGUGCUAGAUCACCACAUAGGGAAACUGAGGCUCAUUUGUUCAGACCCUGAUGUCCCUGGUAAUCGAGACACGGCUUUUAUCUCAUAGUCAAGGCUGGACUCAUCCAGUUGGAGCACGCAGAACUCCAGGUGGGAUUUCAACAGAACCGAGGUACGAGAGAAUGAGGCUUACAAAUUCUAAGAAGAAACCUUGAGGCUCAGGGGCUAGAUGAAGAUGCCUGGAGUCUAGAAAGCCAUCUAUUCUGGAGGAGAUGGCCACGGGACAAGAAAAGACAGCACAGAGAGGGGACCUGGCUGGGUCACACAACAGGAAAAGGGACUCA
This is a messenger RNA of Mastomys coucha (southern multimammate mouse), 1325 nucleotides long. RefSeq names its product coiled-coil domain containing 194 (gene Ccdc194). NCBI's taxonomy places the organism in Eukaryota, Metazoa, Chordata, Mammalia, Rodentia, Muridae. The record is from RefSeq and is a predicted model, not a curated record. Bases 176 to 880 code for a protein of 234 amino acids. The transcript is spliced from 4 exons.